AUGGCGAAAGGGUACGAUUCCGAGGAAAGACGGAUUGUUCUGGUUGGGAAGACCGGGGUGGGAAAGAGCGCCGCAGGAAACACCAUCCUGGGCAGGGAAGCGUUUGAGUCCGAGCUGUCUCCAUCUUCUCAGACGUCUCAAUGUCAGAAAGCCAAAGGGAAUAUCGGAGGACGGAAGGUGGCGGUUAUCGACACCCCAGGCCUGUUCGACACAAAUUUCACUGAAGAAGAAGUGCUGAAGAGGAUCAAGAUGUGCAUCUCUCUGUCUGCCCCGGGUCCUCACGCCUUCCUCGUGGUUCUGCAGCUGGGCAGGUUCACGCAAGAGGAGAAGGACACCAUCAAGAUGAUCCAGAUCACGUUCGGCGAAGAAGCCGCCAGAUACACCAUGGUGUUGUUCACACACGGAGACCAGCUGAGGAAGCAGACCAUCGAAGGCUACGUGGCAGAGAGUCCCGAUCUGAAAGCCUUCAUCAGAACAUGCUACAACCGGUACCACGUCUUCAACAACGAAGUCAAAGACCCCGAACAAAUCAACGAGCUCCUGGACAAAAUCGACAAGAUGACGACGGCCAACGGAGGAUCCUUCUACACCAAUGAAAUGUUCCUGAAAGCAGAGGAGGCCAUAGAGAAGGAGAAACAGCGCCUCCUGAAGGAGAUGGAGGAAAAGCGGCAGAGAGAGCUGGAAGCGCUGAGAGGGAGACUUGCAGGAGCGGCGUAUCGCAGGGAGGAGCGGCUGGUGUACAAGAGAUACGAGUAUCAGGCAAGAGCCCAGGCCGAGAGAAACAAUGAUUUUAUCGCCGCCCCGGCGAUCCUGCUGGCAACCACCUGUGGUGCUGCUGUCGGAGGGAUUAUCGGGAUUGCAGGAGGUCCCAUCGGUAUCGCCGUCGGCGUUGCAGCUGGAGCAGCAGUGGGAGCUGUAGUUGGAGCUUUAUCAGUCAGAGUCUCAGAGCGAUGCAACGUGCAAUGA
This is a messenger RNA of Cheilinus undulatus (humphead wrasse), 966 nucleotides long. RefSeq names its product GTPase IMAP family member 7-like. Lineage: Eukaryota; Metazoa; Chordata; Actinopteri; Labriformes; Labridae. The record is from RefSeq and is a predicted model, not a curated record. Gene Ontology annotation, molecular function: GTP binding. The transcript is spliced from 2 exons. The coding region runs from base 1 to 966 and encodes 321 amino acids.